AUGGCACGUAAUGAGGAGAAAGCCCAGUCCAUGCUGUAUCGCUUCCGCGAAGCGAAGGCGGCAGAGUUAGGGGUUGCAGGUAGGAGUGACAAGCGCCCUCGAAUGGCUUCCUCCUGUAAAAGUUUGCGUGACUGUGAACGUUGGCGAGGCGAAAUAUUGCGAGAGAUCAGUCGGAAAGUGUCCAAGAUCCAAGACAUGGGUUUGACGGACUAUGAAAUUCGGGACUUGAAUGACGAAAUCAACAAGCUUCUACGAGAGAAGCGGCAUUGGGAGAAUCAAAUCAUAGCUCUGGGAGGGGCAAACUAUCGUCGGAACGUCGCUAUGCUGGAUAGCGAGGGAAAGGAGGUUCCAGGAACAAAGGGCUAUAAGUAUUUUGGUCGUGCAAAGGAUCUCCCUGGUGUAAAGGAGCUUUUUGAAAAGAGUACCUCGGAGGCCGACGAGGAGAACCAAGUAGCAGUGUACUAUCGCAAAUAUCAAAACCAUGGCCCCGCUUAUUAUGGUGAUUUGGACGAAGCCAAUGAUGCUCUUCUUCAGUAUGAAAUACAAGCUGAAGAUAAAGCGUGGGAACAUGCCUAUCAAAAACUUGCAGAAAUACUUGAACUACCUCCUUCCGACAACAUUCCCCCUAUUCCUCGUCCAAAGCCUACCGCUCUCAGCUCACUUGCCGAUCUCUCUCUGGAGUCAAAUCUACCAUCGGCCGGGAACCAAAAGGUAGACAGUGAUGUCGACAUGGAAGAUGUCGCAGCAGGAAAUUCCAUUCGAUUGCCACCUCUACUUUCCGUGCUUAGUUCUGCCGAUGUCCAGCCCCCGGACCUACCUUCUAAAGAGGAGUUGGAGGAUAUUUUGCUGAAACUGAGGAAACGGGCCCUACUAGAGGAGUAUCUAGGCGAAUCGGGUAAAUCUCAAAGCUGAUCACUGCUGCUUGGCCAGGUCUCUUGGUUCGUGGCUCGGUGUGUACAAUACCGCGGCCUUCAAGG
Messenger RNA from Cantharellus anzutake, 977 nucleotides. Its product is annotated as Isy1-like splicing factor. The record is from RefSeq and is a predicted model, not a curated record. Gene Ontology annotation, biological process: mRNA 3'-splice site recognition; generation of catalytic spliceosome for second transesterification step. The coding region runs from base 1 to 912 and encodes 303 amino acids. The transcript is spliced from 7 exons. Lineage: Eukaryota; Fungi; Basidiomycota; Agaricomycetes; Cantharellales; Hydnaceae. Gene Ontology annotation, cellular component: Prp19 complex; catalytic step 2 spliceosome; post-spliceosomal complex.